AUGGAUGCUGCAUCCCUCUUUGACGUUAAAGGCAAGGUUGUGCUGGUCACAGGCGGUGCCAAAGGAAUUGGCCGCAUGAUCUCCGAGGGAUAUGUUGUUAAUGGCGCAACUGUGUAUAUAACUGCCCGAGAUAUCAAGACUUGCGAGUCGGUCUGUCAAGAGUUGAACGCUCUUGGAAAGGGCAAGGCUUACGCCAUCCAGGCGGACUUAUACAAAGAAGAAGACUGCAAGAAACUCGCUGAGGAAUUUGGAAAGCGGGAAUCUAAACUCAAUAUUCUUGUCAACAACGCCGGCUCCAACUGGGGUGCUCCUUACGAUGAAUAUCCAUCAUCCGCCUGGACUCGUGUCCUUACACUCAAUCUUCACCGCGUUUUCAACGUCACACAACUCUUCACUCCUUUCCUUGAAAAAGGUGCCGGUGAAUUGGACCCAGCAAGGAUAAUAAAUAUUGGAAGCGUUGAUGGACUACGAGUUCCGGCUCUGGAGACUUUUGCCUACAGUGCUAGUAAAGCUGGCCUCCACCAUCUUAGUAGGGUCCUAGCAAACCAUCUAGGAAAGAGGAAUAUCACGUCAAACACUCUUGCUUGCGGCCCAUUCCAAAGCAAGAUGAUGAAGGCGACUCUAGACAAGUUCCAGGAGGUAAUAGAAGCUGGAAUUCCACUUGGCCGUAUCGGCACACCUCAGGAUGUCGCCGGUGCCUGUCUGUUCUUGAGCAGUCGUGCUGGAGCAUACAUAAAUGGCUCUACCAUCACUGUAGAUGGCGGAAGCGUCGUUGGAUCAAAGCUAUAA
This is a messenger RNA of Nannizzia gypsea CBS 118893, 789 nucleotides long. RefSeq names its product rhamnolipids biosynthesis 3-oxoacyl-[acyl-carrier-protein] reductase. Lineage: Eukaryota; Fungi; Ascomycota; Eurotiomycetes; Onygenales; Arthrodermataceae. The record is from RefSeq and is a predicted model, not a curated record. Gene Ontology annotation, molecular function: oxidoreductase activity. Bases 1 to 789 code for a protein of 262 amino acids. The transcript is spliced from 4 exons.